Plasmopara halstedii is the source of this 1173-nucleotide messenger RNA. Its product is annotated as Oligosaccharyl transferase complex, subunit OST3/OST6. The record is from RefSeq and is a predicted model, not a curated record. The transcript has 2 exons. NCBI's taxonomy places the organism in Eukaryota, Oomycota, Peronosporomycetes, Peronosporales, Peronosporaceae. Gene Ontology annotation, cellular component: oligosaccharyltransferase complex. The coding region runs from base 1 to 1173 and encodes 390 amino acids.
AUGUCUCUAUCCACGCUCAUCAUGAUUCUGACAGCUCCCGUCAUCGCAAUUGAUACAUCCUAUUAUCCACCCCGUGAUAGUGGAUUAGAAGCUCUAGAAGCCUCUGAGCUGUACACUCUUCGAUCGCCCGUUGAUUCAACCGUUUGGCUGGAGUAUGAGCGUUUUCUGCUCUCACAAAGUCGCGUGACACCACUGUUGCUUUACUUUACACCCGCGUUAACAUGCUCCGAUGACAAGAACGAGGACGAUAGUGUCGUAGGUCAAGAAGAAGAAGUUCUAGCAUUCGAGAAUGAAACAUGCUGGCGUCAUCAGAAGCUGGUGGAGGCUACUGUGAAGCUCGCAGCCAAGAUGCUUUCCAACCCGAAGCCAUUGGUCGUUCGUAUUGACGUAAGCAUGUGGCCUAAAAUGCUUCAUUAUCACCUGAUGUCGACGACGCCUUCGCUGUUGUGGAUACCCGGACGUGCGACUGGUCGCUUUCAGCGCUAUCCACAUGUGGAAACAAAUUUCUUGGACCUUCGCGUCAACGGAGCUUUGUAUGACCGAUAUUUUGCUGAGAACGUUACAAUGGGCGAAAAGUCUAAUGUCGAACGACAAUGUCACUUGGCCAAGGAAACUGCGGCCAAAAAUAUAACAGCAUUUGUGCGUCUGUGUCAGGAAAGGAGUGGUUAUCUCACUCGAAAUGCGAACGGUCAAUUGAUUCCAAGGGUUUUGGUGGAUUCUAAUGAUGACGCGUUUUCGGUGCUAGAAUUGAUUCCAAUUCUGGCGUUUUUGACCUUUAUCGCCCUCGUGAUCAACGACAACCGUGCAUUCGUGCUUAAUUUGGUUCAAACGCGUUUAUUCUGGUUCAUUUUGUGUUUGAUAGUUACCUAUGUUGCGCUGAGUGGAUUCUUUCACGCAAUUAUUUACCGCCAAGCUUGGUUUUACUUUAGCGAAAUGCAUGGUUUCGUAUUUUUGUAUCCAAACUCACGGCGUCAAUUUGUACUGGAAGGACUUGUUAAUGGCACUUGGAGUCUUUGGAUGUCAUUGGGUUUGAUGAGUAUUUCAGAUGUGCUGCCGACGUUAAGAUCCUAUUACGCACAGAAAGAACUUCUUCGUUGGUCGCUAUUUCUUGUUGCCAUCUCGUACCUGGCGCUUCAUUUUACAUUUCUCAUGAAGUACCCUUGGUUGUCUUAG